This is a messenger RNA of Notechis scutatus (mainland tiger snake), 384 nucleotides long. Lineage: Eukaryota; Metazoa; Chordata; Lepidosauria; Squamata; Elapidae. The record is from RefSeq and is a predicted model, not a curated record.
GUCAUCACGCUCAGCGCCUCGGCCCAAAACGUCACCAGCGAAGGGACCAAAGGCAACUUUUUAAGUUCCUCCUUAGCCAGCGGGGUUGCUGUCAUGGUGGCCGUGCACGUCUCGGGGGGCGUCUCAGGAGGACACCUGAACCCGGCCUUCUCACUCACCCUGUGCCUCCUGGCUCAGUUUCCCUGGUGGAAGCUGCCCGUUUAUUUUCUCAUCCAACUACUGGGGGCCUUCCUGGGGGCUGGCACUGUCUACAUCCUUUAUUACGACGCCAUCCACAGCUACAGCAAUGGGACCCUGAGGGUGACGGGGCCCCGGGAAACGGCCUCCAUCUUUGCCACCUACCCGGCCCCUUACCUGUCGAUACCCAACGGGUUUUUUGACCAG